UGUCAAAACAAAGAGGUUUUCUUAGGUUAUAAUUAUAAUAAACAAAACAAUGUUAAGAAAAAUUAAAUUAUCAUAUUAUUAUUCUGUAUACGCUAACUUUUCUACAAAAGUCGAGAUCGAUGCUAGACUACGAGACAGAUUUGAAGCAAAAGAAUAUAAACCACGCGAUCAUCCUGGGCGAACUAAAGUUAAAAUCGCCACAAUACCACCCGACAUUCAAAGGGGUAUUAAAGUGAUAUUGGAAGAUACGGGUGCUAAAUCUCUUAUACAAGAAAGCGAGGACCUUUAUAACUACCUUCGCUCACGGAAAUUACCUCCUGAAGAGGGAGAAAUCAAUGAAAAAGCAGCAAAUAUUUAUAAGACAGUGUCGCAUAAAUUUUACUCGCAAUUGGCUAAAGAUAGAUCUGAAUUAUCCCAAGAAGAGAUAGAUACGUGCGAAAAGAAAAUUCAAACUUCAGUAUUUAAUGUUUUAAAGAAAAACGUGUACAGUUGGGCUAAUAUUUCCUAUGAUAAACCUACCUGUUUACAAUAUUUAAUAGCCAGAGCUGCUCCGGAAUAUGCUAUCCUAGUACGUAUAUUUGAUGAAAUACAUAGAAAACUACCUGAUUACAAGCCACGAAGUUUCUUUGACUUUGGUUCCGGUGUAGGCACUGGCACUUGGGCGGUAAACACAUAUUGGAAGGAACACAUUUUCGAAUACUUUUGUGUUGAUACAUCUGUACAUAUGAAUGAUUUAUCCCGUUUAAUACUAUGUGAGGGUAAAGAUAAUGUACCUUUACCAUUUAAAGCAUAUUUUCAAAGACAAUUUCUACCUGCAUCUACAGAUUUAAAGUAUAAUAUAGUAUUAUCUGCAUUUUCACUAUUUGAAAUGCCAAAUAUGAAGACAAGGUUAGAAACGAUACAGAAAUUAUGGAAUAAAACUGAAGACUUUCUAAUUAUCGUUGAACAGGGGACUAACGCUGGUUUUAAAAUUGUCAACGAAGCAAGAGAGUUUGUUUUGAAUGGUAAAAACGUUGAACAAAAAGGUUACGCAUUUGCACCUUGCCCGAAUGACAGUGUAUGUCCGAGAUACUUAGAACAUCAAACACCGUGCAACUUUUUAAUGAAAUAUGAAACGUUAAAAUUCCCUUCCAAAGUUGAAAUUCAAGCAGAUUUGUACACAUAUGUAAUAUUAAGGAAAGGUGAACGACCAACUGAUGAUCCACAAUGGCCUAGGAUUGUACGAGCUCCGAUAGUCCGUUCAAGACACACUGUUUGUAGGUUAUGUACCGCACAAGGGGAAUUGAAGGAAAUUAUCUUUUCCAAAGGCAAAUAUGAUUCUACAACUUACAGAUGUGCUAGAUCCAGUAAUUGGGGAGAUUUAUUACCAGUUAAAUAAAGUUAUCUUCUUAA
Molecule: messenger RNA, 1392 nt
Organism: Papilio machaon (common yellow swallowtail)
Lineage: Eukaryota; Metazoa; Arthropoda; Insecta; Lepidoptera; Papilionidae
Product: methyltransferase-like protein 17, mitochondrial
Exons: 1
Coding region: 50-1378 (442 amino acids)
Biological process (GO): translation
Cellular component (GO): mitochondrial small ribosomal subunit
Molecular function (GO): methyltransferase activity; structural constituent of ribosome
Source: RefSeq, a predicted model, not a curated record